UCAGUUAUUGCCCGCAGACCCUCGCAUGGGAGCUCUCCAGUCACUUUGAAUAACCGCGGGACAGUUUAUCGCUUCGGCCGCAAAGAAGCCGUUUAUAACCAGAGCGAGAUCAAAAUAUCCCGGAGGGCGACGAUGGCCUUCUUCUCUGGAUCCACUCGUCUCACCGCCGUAUCCAUUUCCUUAUCUCCGUUCGCUCGCGGAAUCUUCACCCCAAGCCCGAACCCUAACGUUACUCCUAAUCGCGUCGUAGUUAUUUCUAACGAAGUACCUUUAAGCCAUCCGCCCUUCUCGACUGGGACCCUAAAAUGGCGGAUUGCUGCUACCAACAUCUGCAAACAAGAGUCCAUUCGAGUUGACCUAAACUUGUCGUCCGUGAAGGAGUGCUUCUCGGAUGAGGAGCUGCACGCUGCCGUCCGACUGCGCAUACGCACUUUCUACGAUUUCAACGAGUCCUGUGGGGUCGAGGAUUAUAGAAAGUAUCUAACAGAGCGAGAGUAUGAAGCAUUGAAAGAGCGGGUUGCUGGAAAGAAGAUAGGAUUUAAAAGGGUUAGCUGUAUAAAUGCUACAUUACCAUCAUCGAUUACAUUGAAAUCUUUUGCUGAAUUAUGCUCUUCUUGCAAGUUCUCUAAUGAUGGAAAAGACUGCAUUGUGGUUGGAACUUUGGAUGUUAACCAGUGUGUUAGGCUGGCGGAUGAGCUGACUGGCAAGAAGCCUGAGGGAAUUGAAGCUGACCUCAAAAGGGCAUAUCUUAGCAAUGUAUGCGUUGCCAAGGAGCUGCAAAGAAAUGGUUUUGGCCAUGCAUUAAUUUCAGAGUCAAAAAAAGUUGCUCGUCAAUGGGGUAUAACUGACCUAUAUGUUCAUGUUGCUGUGGAUAAUGAAGCUGCCCGAAAGUUGUAUGAAAAGGGUGGCUUUAUUUAUGAAAACGAAGAACCUGCCUGGCAAGCCAGAUUUUUAGGUCGGCCGCGGCGGUUUCUUCUUUGGGCUGAUCUUAGACUUGAAAAAUAGUUGUGUGAAAUUGAACUUCUGAUAUAUUCUUCAACGGGCUUUAUAAGGUUAGCUUUAAGUAGUGGCUUUCCUAAGCUUGAUACAACAUUGAAUGUAUAUCGUGUAUAUAACUUUGAUACUUGAACAUUUAUGUUCAAGUAUAUAACUUUGAUAAAUAUGCAAUUCAUCUCAACAAUUUUUUUUAUUUAAGUGUAUGUAUUCCUUUAUACCUUAUAAUAACAUUUCUUCGUUA
Messenger RNA from Dendrobium catenatum, 1237 nucleotides. RefSeq lists its product as uncharacterized. Gene Ontology annotation, molecular function: acyltransferase activity, transferring groups other than amino-acyl groups. Bases 133 to 1005 code for a protein of 290 amino acids. The transcript is spliced from 5 exons. Gene Ontology annotation, cellular component: chloroplast. The record is from RefSeq and is a predicted model, not a curated record. NCBI's taxonomy places the organism in Eukaryota, Viridiplantae, Streptophyta, Magnoliopsida, Asparagales, Orchidaceae.